UGAAAUUUCACUUAGCUAAUAAAAUGAUAAAACUUGUCAAAUAUUUUGCGCACAAUUAUAAUUUUUGAAUCACGGUGAAAUAUUUAAUUUGAUAGGUAUAUAUGUAUAUUGUAAGUUUCAUAUAUAAUGGGUAAUACACAGGCAGGUGAAAAACAUUCGAAAACCGGAAAGUCACCUGGGAAGGGCAAACAUUUUAUAAGAAAUUUAAACAGGAAAAGCUCAAAUAAGGAGAACAAGAAACAUGGUCGUAAAAAAAGUAUCGAUAAACGAGAGACGUCUGAUAAAGAUUUUGAUAAAACAUCUGAAUCUGAUAACAAUGAAACUAUUGAGGCAUUCGACAGCGAUAUGGUCGAGUGCGUGUUCAAAACAUCGGCAAGGGGCGAGAGGGGCGUGAAAAGAUUGAGUGUGCAGUCAGAGGUAACGGUGACCAGGUGCGAGUCGCAGCGGGCGGAGCGGUCACCGACCCGCGACCAGUUGCCCGCCGCCGUUGUCUCGCCCGCGGAUCCAUCCUCCUCCGACUCAGUGUUUACGGAUCCCUUAACGCCGCUCGCCGUCGAGCUCAACCAGUGUUAUUACUCCGCAGAAAGUGACAGUGCACACGACGAACUUCCGCACACUCAUACGCCAUCUUAUUUCGAUGCGCCCGCGCACAUCGGUCCCUCGUCGACUGAAACUCGUCCCUCCGUAACGGAAAUGUUACACGAUGACACCGCUUUACCACUAUCAACAAAUGAGAUGAUGGAAAAACAAAUAAAAAGUGACGUCUCUGAUGACAUUAGUGACAGAAACGAUAACUCAAAGGUUAUGGGAGCUAUAUUAUCAAAGUCAACGGAGCAACCCUUGGAAAAAGAGAAUGAAUGCAGCCAUGAUUUUCUCGAAAACCGGUUAAAAGCCAGUCCAGGGCAAACAUCUUUUACGAUAUCCAGGCAUCGAAAAGUAGAACUUCCUCCAGUUGCCGCCGAUUCUUCACUUAACAUUUUAGACAACGAAAACUGUCGCCAUUCUAGUGUGAGCGACGUGCCAAUGUCAGACUCAAAUGUGCUACGAAAAGUCGCUUCACUCACCCUCGACAAACACACAGACACAAAAGUUAUACGCCCCAAGUUUGUACCCGAAAAAUUAGAUUUUCAAAUUUAUGAAAAAUUUGAAGGUCAGAUGCUUCUCAACUGGUUUCUCUCUUCUGUAUCAGAAGAUAGUCAUUUAAAAAACCUGAUAAGUUCUCAAGAUCUGAAAAUACUUGGUAUCCAAUACUGCACCCACCUUCUAGCUGCUGGUGUGCUUAGGCAAAUAUCUGAUAAAGAUGCACCUACAGAGAACAUUUUUAAGCCUAACUUAAUGUAUUACUGGUCACAUAUGGAGUUGCCGGCAUCACAACCAGUCACUCCAGGGAGACUAGACAUGUCUUCUUGGCCUCCUGAAAAUCAACAUAAAAGUCUAAACCAAUUUUCGGAUAUAUGUCUCGUAGAAAAUCAAUAUAAUAAACAGAAUAAUGAGGACAUUAGUGACAUAGUUGAAGCAAAACUUGUUAUUUCUGAACUUAAAAAAAAACUACAACAACUAGAAUAUGAAUUAGAAAAUUACAGAUUAAAUACAGAAAUUGGUAUCCUAAACAAAAAUUUACAAAAUUCAUUUAUAUCAAUACCAGAAAACUUAUCAUGUAGGGGCAAAACAGAAUUUGUUAAUAGAGAGGUACAAACCAACGACAUUAAUGAAAAUAAUAGGCUUACUAAUAAACCUGUGAUAAAUACCUCUAAAGAUAAUAAUCUUUUAAGGGCAAGUGUAAAUAUGGAUUCUAACAUAGGUUUAAGUAGAAUAGGUAACAAAAGUGAUUUAAUUAUUAAUGAAGACAAAGGAGCACAACUUGAUUCAAGAUCUGAAAAAAUAGAGAAUUAUUGCAAAUUGAAUAAAUGCCGAGAUCCUACUGAUUUACAUAGGAAUGAAGAAAUUGGUUAUAUAGAAAGUGACAAUAUAAUAAACGGUGAAAAUGAAAAAGAAAUUUUAAGUAAAGAUUUAAACUACCUCAUGGAAUCUUUAGAGGGACCUAAAGUUAAUGUUGCAAGUGAAAGCUUAUCUGAAGUUUCUUUUGUAAGUUCAGUUUCUGAAUUUAUCAGCAACAAAAGUAAUAUAUCUAGAAGCAUAUUUGAACAAGACGAUGAAAUCAAUAAUUUGAGUAUAUCUAAAAUUGACAAUAAGUGUAGUGUUACAUCUCAUUCAACAUCAGACCAGAUACCAAAGGAUAAAUUUACAAAACAUAUAAUAUUACCUGAAAAAGAUAUAGAAUCAACAUCAGAAAUAAUUUCAAGUGAAACAUCUAUUGUUCUCUCACAUAGUGUGUCUCCAUCAGAUAUUAAUUUAUGUCAACCUGUACCUCCUCCACCCCCACCCCUUCCUGGAAUGUCACCGUCUCCACCCCCUAUGCCUGGAACAAUUGAAAAAACUUCCAAUGAUGUUUUAGAGAAAAAUAGUAACGUAAAAACUUUCUUGAAUGGAAUGGAAUCUACAACAUUAGAAUCUAUAAAACUAGCAUCUGUAGAUAACCAUAAUUUGGUUUGUGAAAGUUCUGAAUUAGAUCCAAGCUUAAAAUAUUUAAGAGAAACAAAAUCAACAGCAGAAACAGCUGUAUAUUCAUUACCUAGUAUGUUAGUACAAGCUACUUCAAAAAAUAGUAUUGAAUCUACAACAACAUCACCUCUUUCAUCACUUGGAAAGACACAGCCAAUACCUGAUAUGGCCUCACUGGAACCACCACCACCAAAGCCCGGUAUGGGCUCGCUACCAAAACCAGUAACCAGUAUAGAUCCAUCACCAUUGCCUUUAACUAGUAUAGGCCCCCCACCACCGUCUCUACCUGUAAUGAUUCCGCCACCACCACCGCUACCGGGAGUGGCUCCUCCACCGCCACCACCGCUACCGGGAGUGGCUAUUCCACCGCCACCACCGCUACCGGGAGUGGCUAUUCCACCGCCACCACCACUACCGGGAAUGGCUCCUCCACCGCCACCUCUACCUGGUAUGGGUCCCCCACCACCGCCUCUACCUGGUAUGGCUCCACCACCGCCCCCUCUACCUGGUAUGGGUCCCUCACCACCGCCUCUACCAGGUAUGGUACCGCCACCACCACCUCCGCUACCCGGAAUGGCUCCCCCACCGCCCCCUCUACCGGGGAUGGGUCCCCCACCGCCCCCUCUACCGGGGAUGGGUCCCCCACCGCCCCCUCUACCUGGUUUGGGUCCGCCACCGCCGCCACUGCCUGGAAUGGGUCCGCCACCACCUCCUUUAUCUGGCUUGUCUAGUCCACAGACACCUGGUAUUCCUCCCCCACCAUCAAACACUACAGCGGGACCACUUCCAUUUCCAGCUCCUCCAGCUGGAGGUUGGAAUAUGCAAAGAGCAACACUUAGAAAAAUACCUAUAAAACCAGCAGCACCCAUGAAACCUUUAUAUUGGACACGAAUUUUGGCAGCUCCCAUUCUGCCAACGUGUCAAGGUGAGGCAGAAUCAACAGCAGUGAAACCAUUAUGGCUAGAAAUCGAAGAAGCAAAAUUAGACAAUAUCGAUGAAUUCACAGAUUUGUUCUCUCGGCAAGUUGUCAAAGCGCCAGUGAAGAAAAAAGUUGAAGUAAAAACUAAGAAAAUACAGCCAAUAAAAAUUUUGGAUAGCAAGAGAUCUCAAAACGUCGGUAUACUAGCUCAAAGCUUACAUAUUGAAUUCUCGGAAAUAGAAAAUGCUAUUUACAAUUUUGACACGUCAGUAGUCAGCUUAGAAGCUCUACAACAAAUAUAUGAAUUGCGAGCGACUGAAGAAGAAUUGUUCUUAAUAAAAGAACAUAUGAAAAACAAACCGGAUGUACCCUUGGAUAAACCUGAAGCAUUUUUGUAUGAAUUAUCUGGAAUACAAAAUUUCGCUGAAAGGAUCUCGUGUUUUACAUUCCAGGCAGAGUUUGAUGAUGCAGUCAAUACAAUAAUGCACAAAUUAGAUAAUUUAAAACACACCUGUGAGUUCCUCAUGACUAGUGAAUCUCUGAAGCAGUUGUUUGCCAUAAUAUUGGCCGUCGGUAACUAUAUGAAUGGGGGAAAUUGUCAAAGAGGCCAAGCUGAUGGAUUUGGCCUGGAGAUACUUUCGAAACUAAAAGACGUGAAGUCGAAGCAGUCGAACGUGACGCUGCUGCACUUCAUCGUGCGCACGUACAUGCGCGCGUGCGGCGGCGCGCUGGCGAGCACGUGCGCGCUGCCCGUGCCCGAGCCGGGCGACGUGCGCCGCGCCGCCGCGCUCGACUUCGCCGACGUGGCCGACAACCUCGCCGCGCUGCGCAAGAAUCUCGAUGAAUGCAGAGACAAAAUGGAAAAAGUGAUAGAGGCGUAUGCAUUGCAAAAAGAUGAUGACGAAAAUGGAUGUGCAGAAAAUGCAAAAAGACUUGAGGUGUUUAAAGACAAAAUGACUACAUUCCUAAACACAGCUGAAGAAAAACUGAAGACUGAAAAUGAGAACAUGUGCGAAUGUAGGAAUAAAUUUAUAGCAACUGUAAAAUUUUAUCAAUAUUCUCCAAGAUGUGGCAAACUAGACGACUGUGAACCGAAAGAGUUCUUUUCGCUAUGGACUACAUUUUGUAGUGAUUUUAAAGAUAUAUAUAAAAAAGAGGAACAAAUAGCAAUUAAAGAAAAGCUAAAAGAAACUAAAAAACUUCAAUGUGAAAGGCGAGCAAGCACUCAACCUAAGAAAGAAGGUGGUCUGAAAUCUCGUCUCCAGAAGAUAUCAAGUGCUCGAAAAUAAAUCUUAAUUAAUUAUUUAUCGAUAAAAUAUAACGAUUAAAAUUAAUUACCAAAUAUAGCAAUGAGAUCUGACAUAUGAAAGUUACAAUUUCUAUGUUUGAAAAUAAAGAAUUAAUAAAAAUUGUGAAGUUCUUAUUAUAAUAUAAUUCAUUAAUUGAAAUGAGGAUUGUUUUCGGGAUUCAGAAUUCAAAUCUGAGCACAACCGUAAGUUUUCGUCUAUUUUUUUUCCAUAGUAUGUUAUACUGGUGUAAUUUGCUCGUCUGGGUAACAGCAGUACUUGGUAUUGUUGUCCGGUUUAGGGGUUAGUGAGCCAGUGUAAUUACAUGCACAAGGGAUAUAACAUUUAGUUUCCAAGGUUGGUGGUGGUUAACAUUUCUUACAAUGUCAAUGUCUAUGGGCGUUGGUGACCAUUUACGAUCAGGUGGCCCAUAUGUUUUUCCGCCUGCCUAUUCUAUAAAAAAGCUGGCUUUUUAAGAUAAAUAAAUUGAAAAAGUUCGUUUUUAGAAGGCCAAAUUCUAAUAUUAAAUAUCCCGAUAUUAAAUAUCAAUAAUAGUAUUUUUUUGACAGUAAUUAAAAUUAUGUCAGUUUUAUAAUAGUACUUUUAUAUGUUUAUUAGAACUCAUACUCAUAUGUCAGAUCUCAAUAGAAAAUGAAUAAAAACUGCAUAAUUACAUUUUCAGAAUUUACUAAUAAAAUCAGAUUAUUAAUUCAGCAUACUUUAUAUCUUCUUUACAGCUACAAUUUAUAUACCUAUAAAGAAAUUUAUCCUUUGUUUUCUGGGGAUUUGAUUAUUCAGAAUAAAAUAUAACCAAAUAAUCCACACUGCGAUUUUUUUGAAAGGCAAUCUGUUUUAACUGACCACAGAAUUUUCGCUAUAUUAGCGGUAUGUUUGUAAAGAUUUCGGUUUAAAGACAUUUAUUUCUCAUAAAGAACACAAAAGUUCACUUAUAAUAAGAAAUUACAAUAAUUUUGCCUGAGGGUACAUUUAAAAGUCUGCCUUAUGAAUUAUAAAGGCAACAACAUUAAAAUUAAUAUAAAUUAAACAAAUAAAAAUGUUUAAAUUGAAUUUAUUUAUGAAUGUGAAUACAUUGUGUGUUGUCAAUUGUCAUGUUAACAGCAUGUUGAGCACAGCAAUGAUGGAGUUAGAUUGUAACACAUUAUAUUUCAAUAAUAUAAUGUGUUACAAUCUAUAUAAUUUAAUAAUAAAUCAGAUUCAUUGCGUUGUGUUCACAUACACGAAUGCAUUAUCAUUAUUAUUUAAUUUGAUCAAUGUCACUGUUAAAAAAAUGUACCGUUAUUAUAUAAUGAAUUUGUGCAAGCAAAAAUACUACAAUUUUUACAUAUCAUUUAAAAAAUACACACACAAUUUAAUAAAAGAACUCUCUCCAUUUAAAUUUAAUUGAGAUACACAAUUAAUAUAUAUUUGGCAUUUAAUUAAAAAUGGGUCAAUAAUUAUCUUAAUGUUUUCUUGCUACUUUUGUGUUACAUUUAAUCGUAUUAGAGCAGAAAAUAGCCUAAGUGAUUUAUAAGAUUUUUCUAAGCUUUGGAACAUAUAAAUGUCCAUAUCAUUUUUAAAGAAAAAAAAAUGUGAUUUACAAGUAAAAAACACAUGUGUGCAUUGAUGGAGUUAUGCAUACAACUUAACUACCUUUUUUACUUAAAAAUUAUAAUAUUAUUGCACUCUCACAAAUAUUUUAUGAGUAACCAGGGUUGUAGUACAAAUUCAAUCAAUCCACUUAUUGUUUUAUAUUAUUUGGAAUAAAUACUGAUUUGUUUCUGUAUAAUUGGAAUAAUAGGCUUGAUUUUAAAUCAUAGUAUAUUAUAAUUAUACUGUACAUGUGCAUUACAAUAUCAUUCACUUUUAUCAAUCGUUUAGUAAAUUUGAAAGUUUUGAGAAUAAUGUUCUUUUGUUAAAGUUUUACUAUAAAUUAUUGUAAUCUGUUUACUAUUACUUCACAAAUUGUGUUAUUUACUGGAAAGCAAGCCAAAACAAUUAUGUAAUCUGUAUAGAUAAAAAUGAGAACUGUUAAAUAGUUAAUUUAAAAAAUUAUUACUAUAUGGGGAACUAGAAUAAACAUGCAGUUUUUGUUUUAAUAAUUUAUUUCAAUGUUUAUAAUAUGCAACUUACUAAUAAAGUACCUGAUUUAUAAGUUAAUGUCAGCUUAUUUAAAAUGUACUCUGUAUCUUGUUUAUGGUUAACAUACUUUAUGGUGCUUUUGUAUUAUUAGGUUUUGUAAUUAAUUAUAGAUAAUAAUAAUACACUUUUUUUCAAUAAAAUAUUUUUAUUUACAUGUA
Molecule: messenger RNA, 7064 nt
Organism: Nymphalis io (European peacock)
Lineage: Eukaryota; Metazoa; Arthropoda; Insecta; Lepidoptera; Nymphalidae
Gene: capu
Product: protein cappuccino
Exons: 10
Coding region: 127-4770 (1547 amino acids)
Biological process (GO): actin filament network formation; cortical actin cytoskeleton organization
Cellular component (GO): cytoskeleton; cytoplasm
Molecular function (GO): actin filament binding; microtubule binding
Source: RefSeq, a predicted model, not a curated record